Messenger RNA from Macrobrachium nipponense, 2524 nucleotides. RefSeq lists its product as uncharacterized. Gene Ontology annotation, biological process: sterol transport. Gene Ontology annotation, molecular function: sterol binding. Bases 201 to 704 code for a protein of 167 amino acids. The record is from RefSeq and is a predicted model, not a curated record. The transcript has 5 exons. Lineage: Eukaryota; Metazoa; Arthropoda; Malacostraca; Decapoda; Palaemonidae.
AAGGCAAAUGUCGCGAGAGCAUGACGGAAUUCACAAGCUUUUAACUGGUGCUCUGUUUACGAGUGAAUGGCGUGCGUUUGCUGUUCCAUGAGUAUUAUUUGAUGACGUGCAGAUAAAUGUGAUACCUAACCAUUAACUCCAAAGAUUUUGGGCUUCACGGUGGCUCAUUUUGAACCGCACCAGCCGCUUCAGGUCAAAGGAUGAUCCGUGUAGCGUUCUUAACAAUGCUAUCCUUGGCUGGGUCUGGUGCUUUGAGGGUUGACGACAAACCAGGAUUUUCUUACUGCAAAACACCUCACCUAGCACAGAUCGACAGAAUAGAGGUGUCAGGCUGUAACAAAUGGCCCUGUUUUAUUGUACCAGGUCGUUCUGGGACUUACUCAAUCACCUUUACAUCAAACACUGACCAGGUUAUCACUAACAUGCACAGUAGCAUUUACGCUUGGGUUAGACUGAGCAUUCCAACCAUCGGGAAACGUGACCCUACUAGGGUGGCUAUGCCGGGAGAGACGAAGAAACCCUUGUGCCCCUUCUCUGCCCCUCAGUGCCCUGUGUUCCCCGGUGUCCAGACCACAGUUACCAAGUCCAUCACCAUACCACCACAAGCACGUCUGGCAAAGAGUCCGAUGUUGGUUGAGUUCCAAAUCCAGAAUCAGAAUGGCCAAACAGUCACCUGUUUUAGAGCUCCAGUAAUAGUUGGAUAACUACUGCUGAUCACCAAAUGAUACAAGUAAUUUUUAUUGCAUUAUGUCUGUUAGUUGUCCAGAACUGGUAGAAUCAUCCAUGAAUUCUGAAUUCAUUACUGUACAUCAGAAAAUAAAAUUGUAAUGAUAGCCUAAGUAGAUCACAACAACAGAACUAUUUCACUGGCCAUCAGAGACAAUGCAGGGUUGUGAAUUGUAUACUGAUGUAAUUGUGCUAAUGAUAGAACUUGCUUUCUGUCUGACUAAAUUGAUAAAUCACGGUUGUGAGCUUCAAUUGUAUAAUUUUAAGAUUAUUGGGUAAAGUGUUAUAGUAAUGUACUUAAGACUUAGUACAAUAUUUGCUACAACUGUUUUCGUGAUCUCUCAAAAUGUGCAGUCCACAGAUCAUUAUGACUCCUUACAGUCAUCCCUUGAAUCCAAGCAAAGUGUUACGAUGUUGUAAUGGUUUUAUAUUGUGGAUUCACUAGGCAUCACAGGCAAAUAGCACUCACAGAUCAUAUGGCAUAAAAUAUAUACUGUAUGUACAGCAGAUGCACAAAUUACAGUAGAACAGUAAAUUAUACAUUAGUAUUGUACAAUAGCUGUACCAUACUGUAGUUGGAACACCUCCCCCAUUCAUAAAACAAAAAGAUUAUUUAUGUACAAAAUCAGUCUUCCUCUGUCUCUGUCUCUGUCUCUGUCUCUCUCUCCUCCAAACUCAUGAGUGAUCAGAUUCAAACCUCAGCAACAACCUGCUAUGGCAGCUUUAAACUGAAAUUCAUUUCUUUGGGAUGACUCUUACCUACUGGUAAAGAUAGUCUAUAUCUCUACGCUGAUAGGCGAGGAGAUAUAAGCUAUCUUUAACAUUAGGUAAGUUUCCAAAUAAUAAAUUGUAUUAUGAAAAUUUAUAUUUCUUUGAACAUGAAACCUACAGUGACGCAUUGAUGUAUAUUGAGCAGCGAUGUUGCAAGACCACUUGGUACCAUAAAGAACAGUAGAAAAUUGGUAUAUGUAAAUUAUGAUCAUAUACCAAUUUUAUCAUAUACCAAUUUUAUCAUAUACACUGAUCAUGGAAAUCUAAAGUGGUUUACCACUGAUCAAAGUCCUUUAGGUAAAAUUCCUUCGUGAUUUGAACAAGUACAUAAAGAAAAAUAUGAUCAUUGAUGGGACAGCAGCUUUUGCUCUCCUGUGUUAAUGAUCAAAUUCCAAGUUGAGAAAUUGAAUGCAUCACCAGGUGAAAAGAGGUUGGAGGCUUCCUCCUCACCCAUCAAGAUGGAUGAUCCUGAUGCCACCAAUUCCUUGCAUCACAAUUUUUAAUUGUUUUUACCGGUUUUCCAACCAACUGCUGCUAGAACUAUCCUAAAGUUAAGACCGUAGGUUUGUACCUGUGAAAAAUAUUAAUUGAUUAAAAAUUUGUCAUAAUAAUGUUUAUUUUUUAGUCAGGAUAUAGUAUGUUUUUCUGAAUACUUUUAUACAAUGUACAAAUUCUUUCCAUUAUGAAUAAUAUAAUGUGUAUGCAGAUUCUGUACAAAGAAAUCCAUUUGUAAAGAUUUGUAUAUGGAUUCUGUGAGUGAAUGUUUUCUUUUUUUCUUUUUAAGAACUAUUUUCUUAUAUAAAAUAAGCUGUUAACCUUCAUUCAUGAUCCUGCUAAUUCCAUUUUUAACCAAAUUUUCCCAUUCCAGUAAUGUUGUCCUUGUUAUUUCUCCUUUUUCUCCUUCUGUACCUUGUGUAACCAAAGCUGUCCAGUACUACUCUGAAAUUUUUCAAUUCAUUUGGUAUUGGACAAGCAUGAAAACUACCAAAAUUAGUUAUAGCUGGAAAUACACUUAGUUAAACUAAAA